This is a messenger RNA of Closterium sp. Naga37s-1, 963 nucleotides long. Lineage: Eukaryota; Viridiplantae; Streptophyta; Zygnematophyceae; Desmidiales; Closteriaceae. The record is from the annotation of a GenBank genome assembly.
AUGGACGGAGCGGAUACUUUGCGCCGGGAACGGGGGGAAGACGACCGGGCAAAGGCGCGGGAGUGGGAGGCGAAGCGAGACUUUUUGCGGGAGGAGCGGAAGAGGCAGCUAGCGCGGGAAAUGGGGAAGGUGGGGGCGGUUGUUGCUGGGGAGAAGCGACGUAUAGAGGAAAAGCGCGCGGUUGAGAUCGGACGGCGAAAUCAGAAUCCCCUCCAGGGGGAGACGCGGAAGGAAUGGUCGCACGGGAAAACGACGGAGAGCGGGGAAAGGCGACGGCUGCUAGAACAAUCCAACGCCGCGAAACGGGAGAGUGAUCGGGCGGAGAGGAAGGAGAGGGAGCGGGCGAGGGAGAUGGAGCACUCUGAGCAGCGGGAGAGGGAGAAGGAACGGGCAGACGAGAGGGGGAAGGAGCUGCGACGGGAGGUGGAGCGGCGGAGGGAACAGGAACGAGAGAGAAUGAGGCAACUGGAGCGGCAGAAAGAACUGGAGGAGGAGAGGGAGCAGGAGCAGAAGCGGGAGGCGGAGAAGGAGAGGGAGUGGCGGAAGGAUAAGGCGCAGGCGGAAGCGUGGGAGAAGGAGUGCGAGCGCCUGAGCGAGGAGGUGGAGCGCCUGCACGAGGCCCUCCAGCAGGCGCGGAGCGAGGUGGCGGGAGUGCGCAGGCUCAGCGCGGGCGCGGGCGCGGCACAGUCGGGGGCGGAAUCCGCGGAAUCGGAACUGGCGAAGGAGCUGGAGCAGACGAAGCUGCGGCUGGCGAAGGUGGAGGCGGAGCGCGGGCAGCUGGCGAGCGCGGUGGAGCGCAUGGUGUUGGAGAUGGCGGACGCGGUGCGGGAGCAGGAGCAGUUCCGCGAGGCGCUGCAGCACACGAGCUUGGAUACGAUGCUGCUAUCACACGCGUUGGGGUCCGUAAAGACGCUUCAGUCGACCGUGCAUCUCAUGCAACAGCAGCUACAUCGGGUAAGCUGA